This is a messenger RNA of Symbiodinium sp. CCMP2456, 528 nucleotides long. The record is from the annotation of a GenBank genome assembly. Lineage: Eukaryota; Dinophyceae; Suessiales; Symbiodiniaceae.
AUGGCGCCAGUGCCUAUGAAGCCAGCUGUCUCCCGCCGGUACCCACCGGCACCAGGACGUAGCCGUCGCUUCUCAUGCAGUUCAUCCGAGGAUGGCGUAAGAAGCGUGGCGUCAACCACGCUUCCGGACUCUGAAUCGGAGCUGGACAGUGACUGCCCAAAAGAGCAGGCAAGGGCCCACACCACCUCAGACGGCUCAUGGACCAUCAAUGUGCUGCCACCGACAGAGCUACAGUCGGACGAAGUUGAGAAGACCACAUCUCUGUCGGUGCUCAUGGCAGGUCGAGAUAAGUUGCGGCAUGCACGCGCGAGGUCUCAUGGCCCGGCCUUGUGGUAUAGCUCGCAAGAGGAGCGCAUGGAGAGGACUCCGAAAGAUCUCGACAGUCUGCAAGGCACGGAAUCAGAAGAGCUCUCCUCUUUCUUAGACUGCAAGAUCUUUGACGACCUCUCCGACGAGAGCUGGCUUGGGAGCCGAAGCUUCCUCCAAGAAUCGCCGGCGCCCUCCCCUCGAAGUGCUUGUACUUGCUAA